Magallana angulata is the source of this 509-nucleotide messenger RNA. RefSeq lists its product as uncharacterized. The record is from RefSeq and is a predicted model, not a curated record. The transcript is spliced from 3 exons. The coding region runs from base 42 to 368 and encodes 108 amino acids. Lineage: Eukaryota; Metazoa; Mollusca; Bivalvia; Ostreida; Ostreidae.
CUAACGCUAGCUAGUACUUUGCAGAGACAUCGUCAAAUACGAUGACUGUGUUAAAAAUGUCUUUACUGAUUGGUGCAUACGGCUUCUUAAUCCUAAUACCAAUGUCCAAAGGGGCAUAUAUAUCUUAUAGAGGCGAGUGUCCAGAUGGACACAAGGAAGGAGACACCUGGGCCUGGGGCGAUUCUUGUGGAGAGUGUUCCUGUCAUGUUGGUUACUGGUCAUGUGAAUCGUGUGGGGUAUUAGCCCCCGCUGAACACUGCUACCACGAAUCGAACACGCAUGCCCACUAUCCGAACUGUUGCCCAUCACUUGUUUGUGUUGGAGAUCCACAUUUCAACCAAACCAAAUACGACAUACUCGGGAAAUAAAGGGGCGAACGAACUUUUAAAAAAAGUUAUUGUUUACCUUUGUACAUUGAAUAAUACAAUUUGAACCUUUUUGUACUUUUAUGCUGUGAUUUUUUUUUUUCAAAAUAAGUAUCGACGUAAAAUAAAUCAUUUUUGGCAUAA